AUGAUGACUUCUUGGAUCACCUUCCUUGUAGGCAUUAUCGCCUGCCUCGGCUUCGCUCUUGCCGCACCCGUUGAGGAGACCACAAGCGACGUCACUCCAGGCGUACUGCGAGGCCAGGGCCCUUACCCCUACUCUCUACAGAUCCAAGUUUCGGAGGUCAAGCCCUUUUACUAUGUUUGGGAUAUCUUCCAAGGACCUAGCGGCAUUGCUGUGUACCCUUGCGGUGAUACUCGCUUCGAGAAGGUCUAUCAUGGCGAGCCCGGAUGGCAUACCGACAAGCUAGACAUGGUUCAGCCUCCCUUUCCCCAGAACUAUGAACCUUUCGUCCCCGAGUUCGACGUCAAGAUCAAGUACGGCAACCGUAACAACUGCGUCUAUCACGCUACUGGUGUAGACCCUGGUCAAUUCCAUUGCGGCGACGAGUACAUAGUCGACUGCAAAAAGGAUUUUAGGUACGGGCAGCAGAUUACUUGCGGAAAUCCACGUCCCCGCUAUGCUGCCGCUUGGGUUUGUGAAUUCUGA
Molecule: messenger RNA, 522 nt
Organism: Alternaria arborescens
Lineage: Eukaryota; Fungi; Ascomycota; Dothideomycetes; Pleosporales; Pleosporaceae
Exons: 3
Coding region: 1-522 (173 amino acids)
Source: RefSeq, a predicted model, not a curated record